Molecule: messenger RNA, 810 nt
Organism: Saprolegnia diclina VS20
Lineage: Eukaryota; Oomycota; Saprolegniomycetes; Saprolegniales; Saprolegniaceae
Exons: 5
Coding region: 1-810 (269 amino acids)
Biological process (GO): negative regulation of protein localization to cilium
Cellular component (GO): cytoplasm
Source: RefSeq, a predicted model, not a curated record
AUGAGCACCAAGGGUGGCAUGAGCGCGCACCACCAGGCAGAGAUCUCCAAGUUUCUCAAGUUCUUCCGGUCGCGCCUCGCGACGCACCUCGAGAACAUUGAGGCCGAGUUUGACGACACGCGCUCGGACCGCCUCUCGUCCGACGACAUGUACAGCCAGAAGGACGUGACGGACGUGCUCACGUCGCUCUGCUUUGCCAUCAAGGGCAACGCCCGCAGCGAGCUCCAGGAUACGAUCAACAUGACGGCGCUGCUCUUGCGCCAAGUGUUUGCGGAAGCGGAAGAGAACCAACUGCGCCUCGCGCUCGACACAGGCAUCGUCGAAGACAAGGACAUGCUCGAAAAGGUCGAGCGCCUCUCGGUGGCCGAGUGGGCGGGCGACGAGAAGCGCGCCAAGAAGGCCGUGCUGCCCAAGGCCGGCCGGUCCGACGAAGAGUUUGAAUCGCUCGAGAAAGAAACCCAGUCGCUGCGCGGCCGCCUCGAGCAGCUCCAAGUCGACUGCUCGCGCGCGCUCAAGGACAAGAGCCGGCUCCAGGACGACAUGGACGAGCUCCGGCACGCGCAGACGACGUCGAGUGGCCGCCACGUCGAUGCGCUCGAGAAGGAGCUGCGUGCAGCGCGCCAAGCGCUCGCCGAGUACGAGGCGAGUGCGAAGGAGGAAGAGGACCAUAUUUCGCAGACCAAGCCGUUCCUGCAGCUCAAAAAGAUGGUCAAGGACAAGAACGAUUUGAUUCAGCAGCUGCGCCGCCGCCUUCGCAAGUACGAGCCCGAAGACGACGACGCCAAGGCUGCGGACGACGACGACGACUAA